AUGUGUACUUCUGCUUCCCCGAGACGGACUGGAAAGACCCUUAAGGAGGUGGCCGAGGUGUUUACUACUCCCGGUAUGCGGCUCUGGAAGAUGACUAUUAAGCGCCGCGAGGUGCAAAUCCUUGAACAUGGUGUCAUUCUGUCGGAGAAGACACCCGAUUUGCACACUGAGACCGGCAUGCCUCGUCAUUUCCCUGCGGCAUCGCACCACUAUGACUGA
This is a messenger RNA of Penicillium taxi, 219 nucleotides long. RefSeq lists its product as uncharacterized. The record is from RefSeq and is a predicted model, not a curated record. NCBI's taxonomy places the organism in Eukaryota, Fungi, Ascomycota, Eurotiomycetes, Eurotiales, Aspergillaceae. The transcript has a single exon. The coding region runs from base 1 to 219 and encodes 72 amino acids.